This is a messenger RNA of Nerophis ophidion (straightnose pipefish), 2016 nucleotides long. It is a transcript of the gene pgls, whose product is annotated as 6-phosphogluconolactonase. Lineage: Eukaryota; Metazoa; Chordata; Actinopteri; Syngnathiformes; Syngnathidae. Gene Ontology annotation, biological process: pentose-phosphate shunt; carbohydrate metabolic process. The record is from RefSeq and is a predicted model, not a curated record. Gene Ontology annotation, molecular function: 6-phosphogluconolactonase activity. The coding region runs from base 396 to 1157 and encodes 253 amino acids. The transcript is spliced from 8 exons.
UCUUCGUGAAACCCUUCCCGCAUUGCACGCAAACAUAGGGUUUCUCUCCGGUGUGUGUUCGCUGGUGCAUGUCGAGGGUGCAUUUCUGAAUGAAGCCCUUUCCGCAGAUGGGACAGCGGUAGGGCUUCUCCCCCGUCUGGCUGUAGCACCGGAAGCUCUUGCCGCACUGCAGGCAGCCAAACCUCUUGGCGGCCGAAUUCCUAAAGUUGUGCGUCUUCACGCUCCGGAGUGGCUGGGCAACAUUUUGGGGUGCCAGGAAGGAUGGCGAUGCGUUCACGAAGGAGUCGGGGAAAACUGACUGAAGGCGAUGGCUCGAAUCCUGGCUCACGCCUGGACUUUUCUGGGUGUCUGUUGACAGGAUUUUAGCAGAAAAACAAGAAGUCAAUCAAAGCAGCAUGGCUGGCAGGAGAGUUGUGGUGUUCCCCUCCUCAGCAGAGCUGGGUCCAGCACUGGCCCACCUGGUGACCUCUCGGGCUGAGAGGGCCAUCACCUCCAGGGGCAGGUUCACUCUGGGUCUCUCUGGAGGAAGCCUGGUGACCAUGCUCAGCAAAGAACUGCUGGCCACGGCGGGCCUGGACUGCAGCAAGUGGUUGGUGGGGUUCUGCGAUGAGCGAGUGGUACCUUUUGACAACCCCGAAAGCACAUAUGGGCUCUAUAAGAAUCAUUUCUUUUCCAAGAUUAAUAUCCCUGAAGAUGGAAUUUUGUCCAUUGACUCCUCUCUACCGGUGAACGAGUGUGCUGAAGAUUAUGCUCGCACACUACAAAAGGCCUUCCCUGAUGGUGACGUGCCCGUGUUUGAUCUGCUUCUUCUGGGCAUGGGGCCUGAUGGACACACCUGCUCCCUCUUCCCAAACCACCCCCUUCUAGAGGAGAGUGAAAAAAUCGUGGCUCCUAUCAGCGACUCUCCCAAACCUCCGCCACAGCGCGUGACCAUGACGUUGCCGGUGGUGAAUGCUGCACGCUGCGCAGCUUUUGUGUCCACAGGAGGCAGCAAAGCAUCAGUUUUGAGGGAGGUACUGGAGGGAGGGGAAGGUCCAACGUUCCCAGCAGCACGCGUCUCCCCGACUAACGGCGAGCUGUUCUGGCUCAUCGAUGAGCCCGCCGCUGCGUCCUUGACCAUGCAGGUGGAGAAGCCGGGCCAUGGCGCCAAACUCUAGAACAGGGUUGUCAAACUCAUGGAGGAAAACCUUUUCCCACGCGGGCCCGACGGGUAAAAUCAUGGCAUAAUAACUUAAAAAUAUGAUUACAACAACUUCACAUUGUUUUUUUUACUUUGGCCCAAAAUAGAAGAAGAACAUUGUGAAAAUGUACACAUGACAAAUAAUCCUCUUGACAAAACACUUCAAGUUAAUAAACAGGAAAAACAAUGGUAGAGUUACAAAAACACCAUGAAGAACCUGAUGAAAUUAGACUUAAUCUCAGUGUUUCUACAAACCAACUAAACUUUAAGUCACAGCCCAUCUAUGAUUGAACAAAAACAAAAUGAAGCAGAAAUAACUUAUCAACUACUUCAUUUGUCAUUUCCAUUGUUGACUUUCUUUAAAUUUGCACAGAAGACAAUGAUUUUCACAAAACUAUGUCAAUGUUUUGUCUCAUGCUUGGGGUUACUAAUUGUUUAUUUUACUCCCGUUUGUUUUACAUUUGCUUGCCUAACAUAAUUGCUAUUGUGACAUCCAGUGGACACAUUUAGAACAGCAGUUUCUUUAAAACUUUAUUUAAAACUGCAGCUUAAUUUUACACUUAGAAAACUCAUCUCCCUGGCCGGAUUGAACCCUGUCCGGGCCGCGUGUUUGACAUCCCUGCUCUAGAACAUUCCAGGCACUAGUACAUAUGAGGAAGACGUUUUGUGCACUUCUUUUUAUUAUUCCUAGACAAAAUAGAGACAGACUAAAGAUGCUGCUGGAUGUAGCACGAACUGGAAAGGUGUUUGUCGAAUGUAUAAUAUUUAGUUUUAUACCUUCAGUAUGAAGACACAAAUAAUAGAAGAAUCAAUAAAAGUACAUAUCUCAUUCCUGA